Jaculus jaculus (lesser Egyptian jerboa) is the source of this 6741-nucleotide messenger RNA. It is a transcript of the gene Gpatch8, whose product is annotated as G-patch domain containing 8. The coding region runs from base 88 to 4365 and encodes 1425 amino acids. The record is from RefSeq and is a predicted model, not a curated record. Lineage: Eukaryota; Metazoa; Chordata; Mammalia; Rodentia; Dipodidae. The transcript is spliced from 6 exons. Gene Ontology annotation, cellular component: nucleus.
GCAUUAUGAUCCUGGACUUGUUGUGGUGAUGGUAAACUUAGCAGUGGGAGAACAGAUCCUAUUCCAAUCGUUGUCAAGUAUGAUGUCAUGGGCAUGGGUCGCAUGGAAAUGGAGCUUGACUAUGCUGAAGAUGCUACCGAACGGCGUCGUGUCCUAGAAGUGGAAAAAGAAGACACAGAAGAGCUGCGACAAAAGUACAAGGAUUAUGUUGACAAAGAGAAGGCAAUUGCCAAAGCAUUGGAAGACCUCAGAGCCAACUUUUACUGUGAACUCUGUGAUAAGCAAUAUCAGAAACAUCAGGAAUUUGACAACCACAUCAACUCUUAUGAUCAUGCACAUAAGCAGAGAUUAAAAGACCUUAAGCAGAGAGAGUUUGCCCGAAAUGUCUCUUCGAGAUCCCGCAAGGAUGAGAAGAAACAAGAGAAAGCCCUUCGGCGGCUCCACGAGUUGGCAGAGCAGAGAAAACAAGCUGAGUGUGCACCAGGGAGUGGUCCUAUGUUCAGACCAACAACAGUGGCCGUAGAUGAAGAAGGCGGAGAUGAGGAUAAGGAGGAAUCAGUGACAAACUGUGGAACGGGUGCUGCUGCUGCUUGUGGCCUGGGAUCUGAAUUCUCCACAGAUAAAGGGGGGGCCUUCACUGCAGUACAGAUCACUAAUACCACUGGACUGGCACAAGCUCCUGGAUUACCCUCCCAAGGUAUCAGCUUUGGCAUUAAGAAUAAUCUGGGAACCCCACUGCAAAAACUGGGAGUGUCCUUUUCCUUUGCCAAGAAGGCUCCCGUCAAACUUGAAUCAAUAGCAUCAGUUUUCAAGGACCAUGCAGAGGAAGGGCCCUCUGAAGAUGGAACUAAACCUGAUGAGAAAAGUUCUGACCAAGGACUGCAGAAGAUUGGAGAUACUGAUGGGAGCGCUACUCUUGAUGGUAAAAAAGAUGAUGAUGACCCUCAGGAUGGAGGGUCCCUUGCCUCAGCCUUGUCCAAGUUAAAGAGGAUGAAGCGAGAAGAAGGAACUGGAGCUUCAGAGCCCGAGUAUUACCACUACACACCCCCAGCACACUGCAAAGUCAAGCCUAACUUCCCCUUCUUGCUCUUUAUGAGAGCCAGUGAACAAAUGGAAGGUGGUAACAGUACACGCUCAGUGAAUGCCCCAGAGAACAAAACAAGCAGUUCUCCCAAGCCUAAAGGCUGUGUUAAGGUGGCAGCAAACCAAGGAGCAGAAAGGACAACUAGUGAAGUCUCUGAGCAGAAGGAAACCACUGUGGCUGAAUCUUCAGAGCCUGAAAGUAAAACUGAAGCAAAGAAGGCCUCAGGAGAGCAUGUGGGUGAGCAGAGUUCAGAAAGCCAGAGUCAGAAGUCAUCUGAGAUGCAGAUGUGUGAGUCUCAUCCUUCUAAAGAAACUUCUCAGGCCACCCCAGCAGCGAAAGCAAGCCAGGAAGGACCCAGGCAUCCCACUGGUCCAUUCUUCCCAGUUUUGAGCAAAGAUGAAAGCACUGCCCUCCAGUGGCCAUCAGAACUAUUAAUUUUCACCAAGGCUGAGCCCUCUAUUUCCUACAGUUGUAAUCCUUUAUACUUUGACUUCAAACUUUCAAGGAACAAAGAUGUCAGAGCUAAAGGGACAGAAAAAUCAAAGGAUGUAGGAGGCCCCUCAAAGGACAAUCUCCAGAGCCUUGAUACUGGAGAGCCAAAUAAAAGCAAGGAAGGGGAAGAGAAUAUAGGGCAUUCCUCGGAGAGCAGGAUGGACACACCUACUUCAGGGGCUGCUUGUAGCAGCCUGAGCAAACAAGAGCCUGGGGGCAGCCAUGAGUCAGAGAAUGAAGACACUGGGAGAAGCCAUCCCAGCAAGAAAGAAAGAUCUGGGAAGUCCCACCGACAUAAAAAGAAAAAGAAACACAAAAAAUCCAGCAAACACAAACGGAAGCACAAGGCUGACACAGAAGAGAAGAGUUCUAAGGCAGAGCCUGGGGAGAAGUCUAAGAAGCGCAAGAAACGAAAACGAAAGAAGGAUAAGUCAUCAGCCCCAGCUGAUUCUGAACGGGGACCCAAGCCAGAACCCCCUGGGAGUGGCAGUCCUGCGCCACCAAGAAGACGGCGAAGAGCUCAAGAUGAUUCCCAGCGAAGAUCUGUCCCUGCUGAAGAAGGGAGCAAUAGUAAGAAGGAUGAAGGUGGCAGUGGUAGUACUUCGCAAGAUCACGGUGGCAGGAAACACAGAGGUGAACCUCCAGCUUCAUCUUGCCGCCGGAGAGGCGGAGCCAAACAGAGGAGCCGGUCUAGCCAUCGGAGCCAGCCCAGUAGUGGAGAUGAGGACAGUGAUGAUGCGUCAUCUCACAGGCUGCACCAGAAGUCUCCAUCCCAGUACAGUGAGGAGGAGGAGGAAGAAGAGGAGGAGGAGGAGGAAGACUCAGGCAGUGAGCACUCCCGUAGCCGCUCACGGUCUGGCCGGCGCCAUUCCUCACACCGUUCCUCCCGACGUUCGUAUUCAAGCAGCUCAGAUGCCUCUUCCGACCAGAGCUGCUAUAGUAGACAGCACAGUUACUCUGACGAUAGUUACAGUGACUACAGUGACCGAUCUCGAAGGCACUCGAAGCGUUCUCAUGACUCGGAUGACUCAGACUAUGCCAGCUCCAAACACCGGUCCAAACGACACAAGUACUCAUCGUCUGAUGAUGACUAUAGCCUCAGUUGCAGCCAGUCCCGAAGCCGAUCUCGGAGUCAUACCAGGGAGCACUCAGGAUCCCGGGGCCGAAGCCACAGCAGCAGCUGUAGUCGCAGUCGGAGCAAGCGGAGAAGCCGAAGCACCACAGCCCAUAGCUGGCAGCGGAGCCGGAGCCGGAGCCGAGAUCGCAGCCGCAGUACCAGGAGCCCUUCCCAAAGGUCAGGCUCCAGGAAGGGAUCAUGGGGUCGUGAGAGCCCUGAGGAGAGACGUUCUGGCCGUCGGGACUUCAUUCGCUCAAAGAUCUACCGUUCUCAGUCUCCUCACUAUUUCCGGCCAGGUCGAGAAGGUCAUGGGAAGAAAGAUGAUGGCAGAGGAGAUGACAGUAAAGAGACAGGCCCACCUUCCCAAAAUAGCAAUACUGUCACAGGAAGGGGUUCAGAAGGUGACUGCAGCCCUGAAGACAAGAACUCUGUCACUGCCAGACUGCUAUUAGAGAAGAUCCAAUCCAGGAAAGUGGAGAGGAAACCCAAUGUGUGUGAGGAGGUGCUGGCCACCCCUAGUAAGGCUGGACUCAAGUUCAAGGACCCUCCACAAGGCUACUUUGGGCCCAAGCUUCCCCCGUCUCUUGGUAAUAAGCCUGUCCUUCCACUGAUAGGGAAGCUCCCAGCUACCCGAAAGCCCAACAAGAAAUGUGAAGAGUCUGGCUUGGAAAGAGGUGAAGAGCAGGAGCAGUCAGAGACAGAAGAUGGGCCCCCAGGGAGCAGUGAUACUCCAUUUGGGCAUCAGUUCCCUUCAGAACACACAGCUGGCCCCUUAUCAGCCCCAGAAGAGCCAAAGUCUGAAGAAGCUGCUUCUGAUCAGUCUGUGGCUCUGCUAGGCACCUCAGCACACAGUGACUGCUACCCUGGGGAUCCAGCCAUCAUCCAUAACUACCUCCCCGACCCCAGUGAUGGAGACGCCCUGGAGCCCCUAGAUAGCAGCAGUCAACCAGGCCCUGUGGAUUCCAGCUUGUUGCCUAUAGCCCCAGACCUCGAGCACUUCCCCAGUUACGCCCCUCCCAGUGGGGAACCUAGUAUUGAGUCAGCAGAUGGGACUGAGGAUGCUUCUCUGGCUCCCCUGGAAAGCCAGCCCAUCACCUUCACCCCUGAGGAGAUGGAGAAGUAUAGCAAGCUCCAGCAGGCCGCACAGCAGCAUAUCCAGCAGCAGCUUCUGGCCAAGCAAGUGAAGGCCUUUCCAGCCUCAGCAGCCCUAGCCCCAGCCACACCAGCCCUGCAGCCUAUCCACAUCCAGCAGCCAGCCACCGCCUCUGCCACCUCCAUCACAACUGUUCAGCAUGCCAUCCUACAGCACCAUGCUGCCGCCGCCGCUGCUGCCAUUGGCAUUCACCCUCACCCUCACCCUCAGCCACUUGCCCAAGUGCAUCAUAUUCCCCAACCACAUCUGACCCCCAUUUCCCUGUCCCACCUCACCCACUCAAUCAUCCCUGGCCACCCUGCCACCUUCCUUGCUAGCCAUCCUAUCCAUAUAAUCCCUGCCUCAGCCAUUCAUCCUGGGCCCUUCACCUUCCACCCUGUCCCUCACGCUGCCCUCUACCCUACCCUCCUUGCUCCACGGCCUGCUGCGGCAGCUGCCACUGCUCUCCACCUUCACCCACUACUUCACCCCAUCUUCUCAGGUCAGGACCUGCAGCACCCCCCCAGCCAUGGCACAUGAGUUGGGGAGUGGGGACCUAGGUAGGGCCAGGGAAGGUGACCUAUAAUUCUUCCCCUGAGGGUGUUGAGCCAUUAAUACCAGCAAGUGAAAGCUGGGAUGGGCAGUGUCUGACAGCCAAAGAAUCCAGUUUUGGCUCGCAGGGAUGAGUUUAGAUUUGAGGUUUGUUUUGGGUUUACUAUCAGGGAUAUUUUUUCCUCCUUUCUAUUCUUUCUUCCCUCCUGUGUUUCUAAGCUAGGGAACACCAGUAAGUGCUACCCACUCCUCUGCAGCAGCAUCUCCAAACUGUCCAGUUUAGAUAACUCCCCUCCUCCCUCUUAGGUUUUCCUUUGCUCCUCUCUACAAAUGUUAAAACAUUUUGCUCCUCUCUGGUGAGUUGUCACCAAAGCACUUGCCAUGGGCCUAUGUGGUCCUGCCUUCUCAGUGCCACAAGGAAGGCCACACUGUCUCUCCAUCAGCGAAAGCUCCACCACUUUUGGGCAGUAUCUUUGACCAUCCCUUGGUGACUACUUGUCCCAUGUGAGGUGGGAAAGGGAGUCUGAUCUGGAACCAAAAGCAACUCAGGCUGCAAUUUGAUCCACUUUCCUUACAAACAGAGCCACGUAUUCGGCACUGCUCUCGUCAUGUCCCUCGCCCCAGAAGAGGUUCUGCACACCCCAGAAUGGAGACCCCGUCGUCAUGAGUAGAAGCGAUGCGGAACAUAAUCACCCAUGUGCUUCCCCAGGAAAGGAGCUCGUGUGUCUGAAGGGUAUAUUUUCUUCUGUUGUGUUGAUGUUUUCUUAAUUUAUAGAAUUUUUUAAUGUAAAAAUUGCACUGAACUCUAUAAACGUAAAUGCUGCUUUUUGUAGCCCAUAUUAAAAAGGUUCCAUAUUUGUAGUAUACUGCAAUAAUAUUUUUUACAUCCAGCUCUUCAAGUGAUCCUGUUCUGGUGGCUUUGUGUAAAUAUGUUUGCCCUAGUUGAAUUAAGAAACUUAAAAGGUUAUAAAAUAAAAAUAAAAAAAUAAAGUUAUUUGUUUUCUGCUAGACGCAAAAAUGACUAAGCAUGUAUAUUUUAUCAAACUCAUGUAUUUUUUGUAGUUAUGAACUAUAAAAAUGUUAAAGCUUUUUUUUCUUUCUUUUUUACUUUCUGUUUUUCUUUCUUUCUUUUUCUUUUUUUUUUUUUUUUUUUUGCUGGGACAAAAUGUUAAGUAAUCUGCAGUAAGUGGUGCCCCCAGCAUGGGGAUUUCUGAGUUACUGGGCAGCAACAGUCAACUGCAGAUGUCAGGAGGACUUUCAGUUGUGAUGAUGCUUUGUUUCACACCGAGAAGCAAGUGAGCGUCACAGAGGAUGGGGAGAUUGAAUCAACAGCUUUAUCCUCUGGAAGCAGUGAAAUUCUGUGAUUGUCUGGGGAGUGCCCGUGGUUUCCCUGGGUACCUUGUUCCAGGCAGUCUACUUGCCUUCCUAGUAUUUAGCCCCCUCUGACAGUUUUUUUAAUGUGCCUUUUGGGUUGGCUAGAAACUGAAGUAGAAGUAGACCAGAGGAUAAUAGAGUUGGGACAGUUUUCUCCUUUUGUUGGAAGGUGAGCACAUUUAUAAAUGUGUCAGUCUUUUGAUUCACAGUCCUUUGCCGUCUGCCCAGCUCGGUUCCUACAGUAGAGGCUUCUUUUCCUUUUCUCCCAUGACGCUGACCAGAACUAUCACCUCAGUCCCUCUUCCCCUUCUUGCCUUCACCCAGGCUCUCAGCCCUAGUUAACACACUGACCCAAAGGUGCUUGUAUUGCAGGUCUCAUCUCCUUUGUUGUUAGUGGUUCCCUCUGGCAUAUUCCUACAUAGUCUUGCGACUAGAAUUGGUGGAGUAGUGAACUAACAGAAAAAACAUACCCUCCUUACCCAAAUCAAGACUCUGUUCAUGCAUUUCUUCUCAAACCUUCAAAAGAAAAAACGUCUGGAGUUUGUGAGAAGUAAACGCUGGGCAGCCAAGGCUCUUGGCUGAGUCCCUCUCCUACCUGUUCAGUAUUCCUCCUCCGAUUCAGUAGUGUCACUUUUUGUAUGACCAGCCCUGGAAAACUGAAAUCAUCUGUUUGAAGUGAAGGGACUCAUUUUUCUUUGCUUUAGCCCAUGUAAAUAUUUAAAUAAAACAGUGUUAACAUUUUUGUGCUGCUUCCCACUAGGUUGUAGAUUGAGCCAUGCUCUCUGGCUGCCUCUUUGCCUUCCUGGGGGCAGUUUUCUUCAACUUCCUGAAGAGUGAUUUUAAAACCUUAAAAAAGGAAAAACAAAAUAACCUAUCCUUCCUUCCAAGCAUAACAGAUUGUAUUUAACUUUAUCACAUAUCAUAGAUAUAUAUAUGCUGUAAAAAGAAGGAAAGGAACUUUCUAAUAAACCAAUGAUUUGUGGAAACUCA